AUGGCCAACCACCAACCAAAACGUCGAGCCCGUGUGUUGGAGCAGCGAUGGUACUCGCGCCGAUACUGGAUGGGCAACGAUGUGCGACGGGGCAUCGUCGUGCUCGGCUCGUUUCUCGGCGAGCCGCGCACGAUCGGGAUCAAGUCGCGCACAUCUAGCAUGUGCGCACCGUGCGACCCAGCUCAUCUUCGAUCCGAGCUGCAUGAAGACGCCGACGACUUGAUCUGCUCAACACCAAACCAUACCACCGCUCCUACUUUGACCACCACCAUGAAUUUCGUCUCUGCCUUGGUCUUUCUGCUUCUGGCUGGGCUGGGGGAGUCGGUCGUGGUGCCACGACAGUGGAAUGUGCCAUUGGUGGUGAUGGGCAACUACCAGUCCGGUAGCAACCUCCAAGCCGGCACGAACAACGUACAGACCAUCGUAAACUCGGUCAACGUGCAUGGCAACACCAACGCUGUCAGUUCCAACUCGGUCGGCACCACCGCAGCUACCAGCAUCAACCAGUCCACCACUCAAGACGAUGGUGAGGAUGAUGGGUUGCAGGCGGCAGUGGAUGCGACGAUUCGACACCUCCAAACCGCACUUGCACGCUCAAAGUCCCGACAUCACAUCCACGCUCAUCGACAAUGA
This is a messenger RNA of Moesziomyces antarcticus, 633 nucleotides long. RefSeq lists its product as uncharacterized. Bases 1 to 633 code for a protein of 210 amino acids. Lineage: Eukaryota; Fungi; Basidiomycota; Ustilaginomycetes; Ustilaginales; Ustilaginaceae. The transcript is spliced from 3 exons. The record is from RefSeq and is a predicted model, not a curated record.